Gasterosteus aculeatus aculeatus (three-spined stickleback) is the source of this 664-nucleotide messenger RNA. Its product is annotated as cytochrome c oxidase subunit 5A, mitochondrial. Lineage: Eukaryota; Metazoa; Chordata; Actinopteri; Perciformes; Gasterosteidae. Gene Ontology annotation, biological process: mitochondrial electron transport, cytochrome c to oxygen. Gene Ontology annotation, cellular component: respiratory chain complex IV; mitochondrial inner membrane. The record is from RefSeq and is a predicted model, not a curated record.
GCGUACGUGACGGUCUAGCCACCGAGAACCGGCUUCCUCUUUCAAAAUCUCACCGGUUCGUGUCGUGUAGUUGGCUGCCCCACAUCAUGUUCAGCGCCGCCGUCCGACUCUCUGUCUCCGGUGUCCGGAGUUUAAGCCGUACGCAACCGGGAUGUAAAGCUUUAUUGGCCUCGCGGUGUUACUCUCAUGGGAAGCAGGAGACGGAUGAGGAGUUUGAUGCCCGCUGGGUCACCUAUUUCAACAAGCAAGACAUUGACUCAUGGGAGCUGAGAAAAGGGUGGAACACAUUGAUUGGUUACGAUCUGGUACCCGAGCCAAAGAUUCUCGAGGCAGCACUGAGAGCCUGUCGGAGGUUAGAUGACUUGGCCAGCGCUGUUCGAAUUUUGGAAGCUGUGAAGGAUAAAGCCGGCCCACAUAAAGACAUCUACCCAUAUCUGAUCCAAGAGCUUAAGCCAACGUUGGAAGAGCUCAGCAUCCCUACACCCGAAGAGCUGGGCAUCGACAAAGUAUAGAUGAAAAGACAAAAUGGCGGUGGGGAUCUCCUGGACACGGAACCCUUUUACUCAACUGUUUGCCUCAUAAAAUGCGUGUGAUAUUUAAUUUGGCCUUUAUUACGUUCUUUUGCUUGUAAAAUAUUGAUGAACAUGAUAAAGGGAAGAAUCUU